Messenger RNA from Selaginella moellendorffii, 1365 nucleotides. RefSeq names its product UPF0301 protein ESA_00394. The transcript has 2 exons. The coding region runs from base 25 to 894 and encodes 289 amino acids. The record is from RefSeq and is a predicted model, not a curated record. Lineage: Eukaryota; Viridiplantae; Streptophyta; Lycopodiopsida; Selaginellales; Selaginellaceae.
UCUGGUUCUUCCAGCCGCGAGGCGAUGGCGAGCAGCAGCAGCAGCAGCAGCAGCGCGAGCUUCUCGUCCCUGAUGCAGCCACAAGUCAGUCGCAGCAGCGGCAGCAAAAGGAAGAACUUGCGAACGAGAUCGGGAAGAACAGUCCGGAUAAGCUGCGAGAAGUCCUCGGAAGAAAUGCGAGAUGUCAAAACUCUCGUCCCACCAAGUGGCGGCAGCUUUAGAAAGCAGCUCACCUCCAUGCCGUGCUCGUCGGGAUUCCGCGACUGGAGGAGCUUCCGAGCGGCGCUGCUGAUGAACGAGGCGGGGCAGCAGCAGCAGCAGCAGCCUCAUCAAGCUUGGGCUCACCAGAUCUCGUGCCUGGAGCCGGGCUCCGUGCUCGUCGCCACCAGCGCCGUGCAAAGGCACUCUUUGUUCCAAAACUCGGUGGUUCUCAUCAUCCAGUCCAGCGAGAGCUCUUGCAAGGGCCUCAUUCUCAACAAGCUCAUGCCUUUCCCUGUGGACGACGUCCCGUUGAUGGAGCCCGACGCGAUUCGCUUGGCCGAGCUUACGUGUCCCGCGUUUGUGGCCGGGCCGCACUUCCCGUUUUCCUACAAGCCACAAGUCCACUUGUUAACGUCCAGCAAUCACUUGCGAGGCUACAGAACGCUCACAGAUGGACUUUACCUCGGCCAAAGUCACACGCUGAGAUCGACCGUGAGCAGCGUCCAGCGCGGCCUUGUGGAUCCGGAGGACGUCCGGAUCCUCGUCAACGAGGUGGAGUGGGAGCGGCAGCAGCUGGAGGUGGAGAUCCGGGCCUCCAACUGGUGGAAGAUCUUGUCUUGCAGCAGCGACACGCUGCUUCAAGUUCCAGCGUCUCAGCUGUGGAGAAGUUUGACUAGGCACCUCGAGCAAUAGCAGAGAUUCGAUCGUAUCCCGUGUUGUACAAAGCUGGCCUGCACAAUGGAAGAGCACAGUGUCAGUCUCGCACAAAAAGUAUAGCAACGCGAUAAGGUACACGUUGCAGUGGAGGCAUUGUAGCUUUAGCGAGGACCGAAAGAACAGGCCAGGCACACAAAAGCAAGCAAGGAAAAAGCGCAGCCAGAGUGUUAGAAAACGAGCAACGAGUUUUAUUUGUAGACUUCCAGCUUACACACUCACGAAAUACUUACGACACCGUCAAUCCGCUUCUGGGACAUCGAGCAGAGUCUCGGUGGCGUUUUCCUUUGCGAGAGUUUCCUGGCAGAGCGACAAUUGGUUUCGCAAACUUCUUACGAGCUGAGUGAGUGUGUGGAUUUGUUUCUCCUGUAGGAAUAUGAUCUGUGAAGAAAGCGAAGUUUGUCCGGCUUUCUUUCUACCAGGAAAGUGUAAAGAAUACCUGUUCGUUAA